Diaporthe batatas is the source of this 3302-nucleotide messenger RNA. Its product is annotated as dolichyl-diphosphooligosaccharide-protein glycotransferase. Bases 224 to 1621 code for a protein of 465 amino acids. Gene Ontology annotation, cellular component: oligosaccharyltransferase complex; endoplasmic reticulum membrane. NCBI's taxonomy places the organism in Eukaryota, Fungi, Ascomycota, Sordariomycetes, Diaporthales, Diaporthaceae. The transcript is spliced from 4 exons. The record is from RefSeq and is a predicted model, not a curated record.
GGCGACGUAUCCAGAGCUCUUGCUGUAGGGUAGUUCCAGGCUGUCCAUCCACUUUCUGGGUGUUGUGAAGGCCAGCUACUAACAGUUGCGACAACUCUGUUUCUCCCACCUCACCAGCACUUAAAAGCGUCGGAUUGGUGGCUGCCACAUGACAACCAAGGCAUAGCUGUCACUUUUACCGUUCCCUUCUGCCCGCGCACGUAGGCGCUUGUUGUUGUUCAAGAUGAAGCUCGUCCUUUCUUUCCUUCUGCUGGCCCUGGCAGCUAUUACGCAAGCUGCCAGCGCCACGGGCGACCGCCUUCUGAGCAUCUGGGAGGAUGUUGAGGACCAGAAGCUCUACUCCAAGUUCAUAGGAGACCUGGAGAGGCGAGGCUACAAGAUCACACAUGCGACUCCCAAACAGGAGGACCUGAGGCUGGAACACCUGGGCGAGAAGACCUUUGACCACCUCGUCAUCUUCCCCACCAAGUCAAAGGGCCUCGGCCCCAACCUGACCGCCCAGAAGAUCCUCGACUUCGUCAACGCCGGCGGCAACGUCCUGCUUGCCCUGAGCGCCACCCAGCCCGUCGCCACCUCUCUGAAUGCCCUCCUCCUCGAGUUGGACAUCCACAUCCCCGCCGAGCGAACCGGCCUGGUUGUUGACCACUUCAACUACGAUGCCAAGUCGGCCGCCGACCUGCAUGAUGUCGUCCUCAUGCCCACUCCUGGCGACUACCGAGACGACACCAAGAACUACUUCGGCAGCGGUGGCAAGAAAGACCUUAUUGCUUUCCCCCGCGGUCUCGGCCACACCCUGGGCAAUGGUCCCCUCCUGACCCCCAUCCUGAGGGCACCCCGGACAGCCUACAUCUACAACCAAAAGGAGCAGUCCGAGGUCGUUGACGACGUCUUUGCCGCCGGCGAGCAGCUGUCGCUUGUCUCUACCUUCCAAGCCCGCAACUCUGCCCGCUUCACCGUGGUUGGCUCCGCCGAGAUGUUCCAGGACAAGUGGGUCGACGCCAAGGUCAAGCGCCCCGGCGACAGCGAGGCAGUCGAGGCUUGGAACCUGCAGUUCUCCCGACGCACAAGUGCCUGGACUUUCCACGAGAUUGGCCACCUGCGCGUCAACCACGUCGAGCAUCAUCUGGCUGAGGAGGGCCCCCUGGCCAACGUUUCCAACCCUUCCAUCUACCGUGUCAACAACAAUGUCACUUACGAGAUCUCCAUCUCCGAGUGGGUCUGGGACAGGUGGUGGGACUUCAAGGUCCCCGAGGGUGAUGAGCUACAGCUCGAGUUCAGCAUGCUGUCCGCCCUGCACCGUAUCCCUAUCAAGAAGAUCAAGCGUGCCUCGUCCGAGACUGCGGGUAUCUUCCGCGUGACCUUCAGGGUCCCCGACCACCACGGCGUCUACAACUUCAUCACCAACUACAAGCGGCCCUUCCUGUCCAACAUCGAGGAGAAGCACUCCGUGACCGUCCGCCACAUGGCACACGACGAGUACCCCUACAGCUACGAGAUCCCAGCCGCCUGGCCCUACCUGGCCAGCAUUGGUGUCACCUGCGUGGGCUGGCUAGCCUUUGUCGCCAUAUGGAUGUUCAACAAGCCUGCACAGCAGGCCGCCGACGCGAAGAAGAAGCAGUAGAUGGGGUUUGCUGCAACGAGAAACCAUCGUGAGGCCGCGAAAUUAUUUCAGCCAUAGAAGUAUUUGGCAUCUUCGCAAUUUUUAGGGUGGGUGGAUCUGGAGACAAUGGGUCCGGCUAGCAUCCUGUGUGUACAAUACCUCGGUAUAAAGGUCCCGAAUCGGGGCGGGCCUGGAUUUACAAAAAGUCGAGGGGUUCAAUAAAUGAGCAGUUAUGAUUUGACUACCUAUCGGGGCCAUUCCUGUGACGGGUCUGAGCGCAUGUCGAGUGUUGGCGAAGUCUGGAAUCACAAACAGCGAACGGUAACCAACACAAAUAAGAGCGAUUCCUGCAGGCAGAUAGUCAACCCAAUAUCAUGGGCACCAUGAAAGUUAGAGCGGUCAUCCGAGCCCAAGGUUCAAACCGAGACAUGGGCCGGUAUAUUUGGAGAAGAACCGAGGCUUCGUUAAGACGGCCCUACCACUCGGAGUGGGCCCUGAACAGGUACAGAAGUGGUUGUCUCGGGACUAAUCGCCAGACAUGGUCGCGUCUUAUAGCAGGGCUGUGAUUGAUGGUUUAUGACAAGGGAAAACAAAGGGAUGGAUGGGGUAGAAAACAACUUCAUGUGCCCUCAGAUUAGCUCUCUUGGGUUCUCAACGACAACCGUCGCCAGAAGACCCGCGCUUUGCAGGCGGGCCAGCGGCUUCUGCUGCCUGCAAAUUUGGCUUUUUGGACCUUGAAGUCAUCACCGGGCUGAAGUUGUUUGUAACGUAGUUGUCUCCCACCAGAGCCAACCGACUUGGAAGGCAUCGCCAUUCCGCAACACGUACCCGCCAAUUGGGGGGGAAACGCCUUGCCGCAUCCGAUUGAAAACUAUUUUUUUGUUUAACCGUCACAGGCGGCCGCCAAGAAGAUGGAGCACAUGCCUCUGGUCGAUCUGCUAAUUUGUCGUCAUCGCGGCCUAGGCUGCCAUGCCAAUGGGGGUUGUAGAAGGGGGAGUUGGGGGUGACUUGGCAAGACAGGGUGGAUGGAAGGAGACGGUGUGUUUUGUGUCUGCUCAGAUCUCUGUUCUUUGUGGUCUUUGUCACAUCGCAUCGGCAAGCACGAGGGCAAACACCGAGGAUCAACAAGUGGGAAAGCUCAUCCCUGAUUGAUAUCUUCAUGGCAGGCUUCAGGGUGAUUCUCACUCGAGAACGAGGGAGGCUAUGAAGACAAGAAUGAAGAGAACAGGAUGAAUGAGAAGCAAUGCUGGAGUAGGUUGCCUCCAGGCUGAUAGGCGGGACCGUAUGGAGAGACCGCCCCAGCAACUCGAUGCCGUCGUGGGAAUACCUUGCACAUGAUAUGCUCGUUUGAGGGCCAUUCCAUUCCGAGACGCUGACAGGGCGAGGGAUCCUCCACGAGGCCUUCAGAGGGGGUCAAACCCCUCGGCUGAUUGGAGUGAUCCACAAGUUCUAUUCUGUUGCAAUUCGGUGCCUGGCCUGGCGAGUGGAAUGCGGGCACUGAAGAACAAGACAAGAAAAGACAGAAGUACAUGGUACAGAUGGGUAAGUAGGCAAAGCGCUACCCGAACCUGGAGCCAUGUAUGUUUGUAGGCUGAGCCAUCGCUGGACACUGUUGCAAUAAUCCAGCAAGACCAAGACGAACGAGGAUUUCCAGAUCGGAGAGAUGGCAGCCCUGUUGAAUGUUCGGCGAGGUAAAGGGAAG